This is a messenger RNA of Brugia malayi, 585 nucleotides long. RefSeq lists its product as uncharacterized. The record is from RefSeq and is a predicted model, not a curated record. Gene Ontology annotation, cellular component: endomembrane system. The transcript has 4 exons. Gene Ontology annotation, molecular function: GTPase activity. Bases 1 to 585 code for a protein of 194 amino acids. Gene Ontology annotation, biological process: intracellular protein transport. NCBI's taxonomy places the organism in Eukaryota, Metazoa, Nematoda, Chromadorea, Rhabditida, Onchocercidae.
AUGAAAAGGAUGACAACAACCGCUCCUUUGAAGAUCAAAAUUCUUGUUCUUGGACCACUUAAGAGCGGAAAGACGACAAUAUCGAAUUACUUGGCAGAUUCAAACGAUAUAAGUUUCAAUAUACACCGACCAACCCGAGGUGUACGAAUAGUUGAAUUCGAAAGCAAUGAUUUGGAACUUAAUGGAGAACGAGUGGAAGCAGAGGUAGAACUUUGGGACUGCAGUGGUGAUAAAAAGUAUCAACGAUGUUGGCCUGCUAUCAGACAUAAUACUCAUGGCGUUAUAUUGGUAUGUAAGCCUGAUCAAGACAAAGGAUCCUCACUUUUACCGUGGUACAAGGAAUUUGUACAACGUGGAAACAUUGAUCCUUCACUCGUUCUUGUCCUAUUGUAUACAGUCAGCGGGCCGUCCAGCAAGACAAUGACCGAUGACGCAGUAAUCACCGAAUUUUCUCUGUUACCUCAGAUGAGUGGUCUUCGGGUUGUUCCUCUGAAUAUCGAUCGUGACGAUGACAAUCUUCGAUUAGAAUUCAAUGGUUUUCUAUUUCGAGUCAUUUCAAAUGUAAAAUUUCGAAGAAUUGGAUGA